AUGAAGUUCACUGGAUUCACUUUCUCUGUCGCCCUUGCUGGCGUUGUCUCCGCUGCCGCCCUUCCCACCAUCCCUGGUGCUGGCGUCGUGAGUGGUGUUGAGAACACUGCUGAGGGAGCUCUCAGCAAUUUGAAGCGUGAUGGGGGAGAUGCUGUCAGCGGUCUUGUCUACGGUGUCACCGGCGCGACCAACGGAGCCACUGGCAUUGUCGGCAGUGCUGCGGGCACUGCCGAGAGUACCAGCUCGGGUCUUGUUGGGACUGCCGAGAGUACGGUUUCUGGAGCCGUCCCUGCGAAGCGCCAGUCGGAUGAUGCUGAAGAUGCUGGAGAGGACACUCUUAGUGAUCUGAAGCGUGAUGCCGGUGACGCUCUUAGUGGUUUGACUUAUGGCAUCACCAGCUCUACAAACGGUGUUACUGGGAUUGUUGGCAGCGCUGCGGGUACUGCUGAGACCACUUCCUCUGGCCUUGUAGGAACCGCUGAAAGCACUGUUUCUGGAGCUGUUCCUGCCAAGCGUCAGCUGGAUGAUGUUGAGAACGACGCUGUAGCUAUCCUUGGUGGUGUGAAGCGUGAUGAUGCUCUUAGUGGUCUGGCUUACGGCGUCACUAGCUCCACGAAUGGAGUGACUGGCAUUGUUGGCAGCGCUGCGGGUACUGCUGAGAGCACUUCCUCGGGCCUUGUCGGAACUGCUGAGAGCACGGUUGCCGGAGUCGUUCCUGCUAAGCGUCAGCUUCCUGGUGCCGGUAACAUUGUCAAGGCUUCCGCCCAGAACGAUCUUGCCAUGCUGAGCGGCAACCCCUCUGGGCUCAUUGGAGCCCUUGGUGGCCUCCAAGCUGCUCUCGCUAGCGGUGGCAUCCUCCCCAGUCAGAUUUCCUCUCUCCCUGCUGAGCUCCAGCUCGUCGUUGGCUACCUUUACACCGCUUAA
Messenger RNA from Penicillium longicatenatum, 924 nucleotides. RefSeq lists its product as uncharacterized. The record is from RefSeq and is a predicted model, not a curated record. The transcript is spliced from 3 exons. Lineage: Eukaryota; Fungi; Ascomycota; Eurotiomycetes; Eurotiales; Aspergillaceae. The coding region runs from base 1 to 924 and encodes 307 amino acids.